UCCCCACCUAAGCCGCAUGUUAUCUUAUCAGCCCCAGAAAAACUUCUGGAAUUUCCUAGCCAUCGCAUCUCUUGCAUUUCCUACAGGCACCUCAAUCACACCCCGUCUCCAACAAAAGUGAACUUCCCGGGACCAGACAACACCGUUCAAUUCAAUUCCGGAGCCACUUCGUACACGACCGACCAUUGCGCUGUAAGCAGUCCAGUCGCAGUCAUGUCAACAGACGACGUAAGUUCCCCGGUCGAACCGGGUGACAUCCACGAUUCGAAAAAGCGCAAGGCCGACCUGGAGGAGAUUGAAGUCGAUCUCACACUCCCCGAGCCGCCGUCUAAGAAGGCGAAGCGUCUGCUCAAGAAGGGCAAGCCUUUACCCGUCAAGAAAGACAGCGAUGCCGAGGAGGAGGAUGAGGACGUCAAACAAGGCUUGCCGCCCAAAUCCGCUGGCAAGAACGGCAAAGAGAGCAAGCGGUCAGAGCACGGCAUCUGGAUCGGCAAUUUGCCCUUCACAGUCACCAGAGUAGAGCUGUUCAAAUGGCUCGUUGAGAGCUCUGGUGGCGCCAUCACAGAAGAGAGCAUCACCAGAGUCAACCUGCCCACCAGCAAAAUCAAGGCCCCCGGAGCCGACAAGGACGCCAAGCCGCAGAACCGGGGAUUCGCGUAUGUCGACUUCGACAAGGAGGCAUCUGCCAUCGCAGCCAUGGCUCUGACCGAGACGGAGAUCAGCGGGCGCAAGGUACUCAUCAAGAACUCAAAGUCCUACGAGGGCCGGCCGCAAAAAGAGACCCCAGCUGCGGGUGCCCAGAACGGGACCGAUGGCACGGCAGCCGCUGCUAAAAACACGAUACGGAAGAUCUAUGUCGGGAACCUGUCUUUCCAGGUCACGGAGGACGACUUGCGGCAACAGUUUGAGAAGUGUGGCGAAAUCGAGUUUGUCAAGGUUGCGACAUUCGAGGACAGUGGCAAGUGCAAGGGAUUCGGAUGGGUCAGGUUCAAGGAGCCAGAGGCCGCCGAGUCAGCGGUCAAAGGCUUCUGCAAAAUCAAGGAGGAAAUUGAGACGGAGGAGGAUUUCAAAGACGCCGAAGACAAGAGCGACAACGAGGAUGGCGAAGAGGAUGGCAACAAGGAAGCGUCCAAGCCGGAGCGGAAAUACAAGACGAGGAAAUGGUGGGUAAACAGGCUCAAGGGCCGCGAGCUCAAGAUCCAGUUCGCCGAGGAUGACCAGGUGCGGUACAAGAAGAGGUUCGGCAAGGACAAGCCGCAACCACAGAGAAGAGAGUUUGGCGGACAAAAAGGUGGUGAUCGGGACGAGUCGGCACCGGGGUCGCGAGUCCCAGCUAAGCCGGCUUAUGGUGAGGUCGGUGUUGCGUCGUACCUCACGGGCUCUGUGGUCAAGUCCCAGGGCAAGAAGACGACAUUUGACUAGGCUGGCAUUGCUAGCAUUGUUGGUAUUCCAAAAGCAAGAGCGAUGCCCCAUGACCGCCUGACCAUUUGCAGCGGCGGCCAUCUUCAAA
Microdochium trichocladiopsis is the source of this 1510-nucleotide messenger RNA. RefSeq lists its product as uncharacterized. The record is from RefSeq and is a predicted model, not a curated record. Gene Ontology annotation, molecular function: mRNA binding. The coding region runs from base 214 to 1422 and encodes 402 amino acids. Gene Ontology annotation, cellular component: cytosol. The transcript has a single exon. Lineage: Eukaryota; Fungi; Ascomycota; Sordariomycetes; Xylariales; Microdochiaceae.